UGCCGGCAGGCUGAGGCGGUGGAGCUGAAGGAGCGGCUCCACGUGCAAGCUGCUGUCCGGAAGGUUGUGGUGACAAUUAUUUCCUCCCGUCUCCUGCGAUCAGGCAAAAGCACAUACAGAAUGUUCCUGCUUUCUGUCACCCAGGCUUAACAAGGCUGCUCUGCAGAGCUGAAGGACUAGUGUUUCUGAUCCCACAGCAGUGCCACCAAGGACAGUUUCUCCACAAGGUCUGUCACUUGAGCAGUGAAAAUGGCCAGAGGAUCGGUGUCCGAUGAAGAAAUGAUGGAGCUCAGAGAGGCCUUUGCCAAAGUUGAUACUGAUGGCAAUGGAUACAUCAGCUGUAAUGAGCUGAAUGACUUGUUCAAGGCUGCCUGCCUGCCUCUGCCUGGGUACCGAGUGAGAGAAAUCACCGAAAACCUGAUGGCCACGGGUGAUCUGGACCAAGAUGGAAAGAUCAGCUUUGAUGAGUUUAUCAAGGUUUUCCAUGGUCUGAAAAGCACCGAGGUUGCCAAGACCUUCCGGAAAGCUAUCAACAAAAAGGAAGGGAUCUGUGCCAUUGGUGGCACCUCGGAGCAAUCCAGCGUUGGCACCCAGCAUUCCUAUUCAGAGGAAGAAAAGUAUGCCUUCGUCAACUGGAUAAACAAAGCCCUGGAGAAUGACCCCGACUGCCGACAUGUUAUCCCCAUGAACCCGAACACCGAUGACCUCUUCAAUGCUGUGGGGGAUGGCAUAGUUCUUUGUAAAAUGAUCAACCUGUCAGUGCCAGACACGAUCGAUGAGAGGACAAUCAACAAGAAGAAGCUCACACCCUUCACCAUUCAGGAAAACUUGAACUUGGCUCUGAACUCUGCCUCAGCCAUUGGGUGCCACGUGGUUAACAUAGGGGCUGAGGACCUGAAGGAGGGGAAGCCUUAUUUGGUCCUGGGCCUUUUGUGGCAAGUCAUCAAGAUUGGGUUGUUUGCCGACAUUGAGCUCAGCAGAAAUGAAGCUCUGAUUGCUCUUCUGAGAGAAGGAGAGAGCCUAGAGGAUUUGAUGAAGUUGUCUCCUGAAGAACUACUGCUGAGGUGGGCUAACUACCACCUGGAAAACUCAGGGUGCACCAAAAUCACCAACUUCAGCACCGACAUCAAGGACUCGAAAGCUUAUUACCACCUGCUUGAGCAGGUGGCUCCAAAGGGAGAUGAAGAAGGAAUCCCCGCUGUUGUGAUUGACAUGUCAGGACUGAGGGAGAAGGAUGACAUCCAGAGGGCUGAAUGCAUGCUACAGCAGGCAGAGAGGCUGGGUUGCCGCCAGUUUGUCACGGCCACAGAUGUUGUCCGAGGGAACCCCAAGUUGAACCUGGCUUUCAUCGCCAAUCUCUUUAACAAAUACCCUGCCUUGCACAAACCAGAAAACCAGGACAUUGACUGGGGGGCUCUUGAAGGUGAGACGAGGGAAGAGCGGACGUUCAGGAACUGGAUGAACUCCUUGGGAAUUAACCCUCGAGUCAAUCAUUUGUACAGUGACUUAUCGGAUGCCCUGGUCAUCUUCCAGCUCUAUGAAAAGAUCAAAGUCCCUGUUGACUGGAACAGAGUAAACAAAUCUCCAUACCCCAAGCUGGGCGGCAAUAUGAAAAAGCUUGAGAACUGUAACUAUGCAGUGGAUCUGGGGAAGAAUCAAGCUAAAUUUUCCCUUGUUGGCAUCGCAGGACAGGAUCUCAAUGAAGGAAACAGCACUCUCACAUUGGCACUGAUGUGGCAGCUCAUGAGAAGGUACACACUGAAUAUCCUGGAAGGUAUUGGCGGUGGACAGAAGGUCAAUGAUGACAUUAUUGUCAACUGGGUGAAUGACACGUUGAAGGGGGCACAGAAAAGCUCAUCCAUCUCCAGCUUCAAGGAUCCAAAGAUUAGUACCAGCCUCCCAGUUCUGGAUCUCAUUGACGCCAUUCAACCAGGUUCCAUAAACUAUGACCUUCUAAAGACAGAAAACCUGGAUGACGAAGAGAAACUCAACAAUGCAAAGUAUGCCAUCUCUAUGGCCCGAAAAAUCGGAGCCAGAGUGUAUGCCCUUCCGGAAGACCUGGUGGAAGUGAACCCCAAAAUGGUCAUGACAGUGUUUGCCUGCCUCAUGGGGAAUGGGAUGAAGAGGGUGUAAGGCCCAGAAGAGCAAGCUGGAAGGGUGACGGAGCGGGCCCUGAGGGUCAGCACAGGGUGCUCCCGGGAUACAGAGGACCAUUCAGGCCACUCCACAGUCCCGAACCUUAGAGACAUUAUACGAGAUUCCAGAAAGUGCAUAUGUGUUCGGCCAAGUAGCUUCUACUGUCCUUAGCAAUAGGUGCUUCUCUCUUUUAUUUUUUUUUCUUCAGAAGAUCCACUCUCCUACAGAUUUUUUUAUUCUUUGAAAUUCUACCAGAAAAAAAAAAAAGUUAAAAAGAAGCUGUUUGCAGACGGCCUCCCUGCCCUCCCUGCUUUCACUGGUAGUCAAGGAUGAAACUACAAUGUUCCUAACUCCUACUUGAUCUUUCAAGCCAGUUUUAUCUAGCUGCUUUUCCCCCUGUUCAGAGUGAGGACCUGGAGGGGAUCAUCAAACCUGCCUUAAUUAAAGCCCCUUUUUGGUCACAGCCUCCCCUUGCAUCCCCUUCUCUCAGCCCGUGAGCUUGCUCGAGUCCCCCCAGAACCACACCUGCUCUGUGGUCCCCUUUCUUGCCAUCUUGGUCUCUAAACCACUGGAGCACCUGACCAGCCAGUCAAGCUCCGGCAUCCCAAGAGUCCCUGGGAGCCCACAAACCUGGGGGUUCAAGGCAAGUGUGAUAAAGGUGAAAACUACUAAGGGCAGGUAUGGAGGGGUCAUGAAGCAUCCACCCUUUUGGGUGCUGCAUCUCCACGCAUUUAUCCCUCCUUGUUAGAUAUCUGCUUAUUGUGGUGUUGGCAAAAUGUCUGGUGACAAUUGGAAGCAGUCCUGCUCAGCUUCAUUUGCUUUUAGACGUCAGCCUAUUUGGUUGCCGCCAGGCCAUAUUACCAAUUCUCACUUAGUUGGGACUACAAAAGCUUUUUGCCACCCUAAAGUUCCCAAGGGGGUCAAUAUGUGCCAAUAAUACACGUCCCUGCCUCACCCACAUGCUUGCGCAGGCACAUACACACACGUAGCUGGAUGUCAAGAGUAGAAUGCUUCCUAGGAACUGCCUGGAUUCCAAAACAAACAAAGGACAGUAUGGACUUGGAUAGAUCCACUAGAUAAGCAAUUUCCAAGAAAACUUACCAAAAGCUAAAAAGCCACAGAGCAUUGUGAACCAAGGCUAAACUCCCUCUGCAUUAGUGACAGACUUACUCCCAAGGUAUCUUCUUAGGGAUGGCAGGAUGUAACGGGACUUCAUCAUCUUCCAAAGCAAUGAAAAUGCAGGGCUGUGGCUUCAAUCCUUGGCAGUGGACUCAGGAAGCCAAUAAACGACUCUUUCCAGCUCCCACCCCAUAUCCCUGCUGCAUCUGAACGCAAGUGUUUGGCUGUGACCUUAGUCUGAACUUCAUGUCACCUCAGAUGAUGUUUCCCCAUCUGCCUCCAUGAAGGAAGGGUGUUAUUGCCUUAAUGGAAAAAUGAAGAUAAAUCAUGUUAACAAUCGUUCCAAAUAAAAUGUUCCCAAUUCUG
Peromyscus leucopus (white-footed mouse) is the source of this 3621-nucleotide messenger RNA. It is a transcript of the gene Lcp1, whose product is annotated as lymphocyte cytosolic protein 1. The coding region runs from base 250 to 2133 and encodes 627 amino acids. Lineage: Eukaryota; Metazoa; Chordata; Mammalia; Rodentia; Cricetidae. Gene Ontology annotation, cellular component: actin filament; cytoplasm; actin filament bundle. The record is from RefSeq and is a predicted model, not a curated record. The transcript is spliced from 18 exons. Gene Ontology annotation, molecular function: calcium ion binding; actin filament binding. Gene Ontology annotation, biological process: actin filament bundle assembly; actin filament network formation.